Messenger RNA from Closterium sp. NIES-65, 671 nucleotides. The record is from the annotation of a GenBank genome assembly. Lineage: Eukaryota; Viridiplantae; Streptophyta; Zygnematophyceae; Desmidiales; Closteriaceae.
GCACACGAGCGGGCCCGACCAAAGUGGUGGAAGCGCUGGAAGGGCAGCACUCGGCCACGGUGGUGUGGCUGCACGGGCUGGGGGACAGCGGCAAUGGCAUCUCGAACUGGCUGAAUAUGGUGUGGGAAUCUGUGGGUGAACAAGGCGGCAACCAUCUACUCGACCUCCCACACGUCAAGUGGAUAUUCCCCAGCGCCCCUACAGCUCCCGUCUCUGUCAACCGCGGCCAUCGCUCCCCUUCCUGGUACGACAUCCAUGGUUUCAACCCCGAUGCUCCCGUGGAUGCCGCGGGCCUUGACGAGGCUGCCAGAUACAUUGCUGGGAUUCUCGAGGAGGAGAGAAGCGCGCAUCCUGACGUCACGUACAUAGUGGGAGGGAUCAGCCAAGGGGGGAGCCUCUCCCUCUACCUCAUGUGCCGGAAGGCGCUGGGAAGCUUCGCGGAUGGUUCUGAUGCUUCCGCUCUGCCCUUCUCUGCCUCCAUUGGCCUUAGCACGUGGUUGCCCAAGUGCAGGUGGGAUCUGGGGAAGGUCGGUUCCGAGCUUCUGAUCCCGGCACCUGGAGAGACGGAUGCAGCUCUUGCAGAGAGGGCUGCGAGGCAUCCUCUGUUCAUGACGCAUGGGGAAGGUGCGGUGCAGGGGGGGGAGAGGGGAAAGGUGGCAUUAGCUUUCUAA